GCGUAAGAGUAUAUAUGACAGCAUGAUCUAAACCCUAAUUCAUGAAUAACUAGCUAAAUUUUCAAAUCUCAAGUAAUUUGAUGUCCGGAAAUCAUAGUUAUGCUUCACAUUAAAUUUCGGAACCUGUUAACAUAUGUUAGGUUGCUGUUAUAUUUUCUUCUAGUGGUUCUUGAGCAGUUAAGCUCCACCAGAUCUUCAAUAUUCCUCAACAGUAGCAAGUGAAAGCUGGAGCAAAUGCACUGCUUGAAAAGCACUGGUUGUCAUCUUCUCAUUGUUCAUCUUUCUUUGGUGUGUCAUAUUUGGUACUUUACCUUGAGCAAUACAAAAUAUUGCCAUUCACAAAGAUGUAGCAACAACCACACACCUAAGAAAUGCAACUUUAACUUUAUGGUUGGGAGUAUAUAUGCUAAUCAUAAUGAUUAUAGGAUUGAAUUGUAUGGGAGUCACACAAGCAGCCAUUAGUGAAUUAUGAGAUAAUGCUUUGAUGUGUAGGUUGAUUAAUUAAUCUCUUGGGUUGCAUCAAUCAAACUCAGUUUAUUGAGGGGCCCUUUUUGAAUGGUGCAUAUCAACUGCCAAAAUUGUAAGGAGCUUAAAGAUGCUGAAUGGAAGACUGUUAUUUUAGGUCAAUUUCAUUUUUUUGAAUUAACCAAAUAUGAAAAAAUGAAAUAUAUUCUAGUAUUUCACUUAAGUAGCGUUAGUGAGAUUUAGAUGUACGCAGAACUUACCUUAAUCCGUGAAGGAGAGAGGUUGAGUCCGUAAACACUCUAGUUUUCUCUUUUUCACAAUAUUCAGACUCAUUCAGUCAAUAACACUUUUAAACAAAAGCAAAGCAGUGACUAUAUAUUUGGUCUUAUAUUGCUUGUUAAAAGUAAGGGAAGCCUACAAAGCCUGAGUUUGAACAAAGUAAAAGUGAUCACAAGUUCUUUCUUCCCUGCCAAAUAUCUCCAGCAAAACAACUAGACUGUAGAUAUAAAUCAAAUACACUCUGUCUUCCGUUUUUCGUUUACAUUCAUUGCUCGCAGACACACAGACAUUUAUUAUAUUCUUGGUUGCUUGAAAAUUUGUGAAAUAUUAUGAUCAGCUUGAUGGAUAGUUGCUUGAGUGAUCAGAAGUCAAGAAAAAAGAUGAUCAGAUAAGGAUGUGCCAGUACAGAAUAACAAUCGAAAAACUCAGAAUGGCCAUGGAUGAAGUACCAGGCUCUGUUGGAACCAGUGCUAGCUUAGCUUUGAGACUGGGCCAAACCAUCUUCUCUUCUGCUUCUCUUCUCUUCAUGUCCCUUGGUGUUCCAUUCUACAGUUAUACCUCUUUCUGCUUUUUGGUAACAAUCAUGGGAUUGGUGAUCCCGUGGAGUUUUACUUUGGCCCUGAUUGAUGGAUACUCUGUCCUGGUUAAAUGCCCUAUACGUCGAUCCGGAAUGGCAAUACUAGUGAUGAUCAUUAUAGGCGAUACUGUUUUGUCAAUUCUCACGCUUGCUGGAGCCUGCUCAACAGCUAGCGUAGCUGAUCUUCUGAUGAAAGCAGAUGCACCAUAUUGCCCUUCAAAAGUUUGCAGCAGAUAUCAGCUAUCUGCUACCAUGGCCUUCCUCUCGUGGUCCCUUUCGUUGGCUUCGUCUCUUUUCAAUCUCUGGCUGCUUCCCCACAUUUGACCUGCCAUUGUUAUGAGUGUACAGAUUUAAGGAUAGUAUUACAAUACAUAUUAUAAUUUAUAGCCACCUUCAUUAAAUCUUGUAUGUGUAUAGAUGUAGUUGAGAUUUUGGUAUUAGAAAGUACAAACUACCAAGUUUUGUUUCAUAAUCAUGUCUUCUAGCAGAAGCAUUCUUCUGUAUACAUAUGACAAGAAAAGUUGCAUCUGGUUGAAUAUAAUAAAUCAAUUUAUCUGUUCUCAUCA
Daucus carota subsp. sativus is the source of this 1887-nucleotide messenger RNA. Its product is annotated as CASP-like protein 5C1. The transcript is spliced from 3 exons. The record is from RefSeq and is a predicted model, not a curated record. Lineage: Eukaryota; Viridiplantae; Streptophyta; Magnoliopsida; Apiales; Apiaceae. Bases 1139 to 1645 code for a protein of 168 amino acids. Gene Ontology annotation, cellular component: membrane.